Molecule: messenger RNA, 4484 nt
Organism: Myxocyprinus asiaticus (Chinese sucker)
Lineage: Eukaryota; Metazoa; Chordata; Actinopteri; Cypriniformes; Catostomidae
Product: G-protein coupled receptor 84-like
Exons: 2
Coding region: 54-1379 (441 amino acids)
Biological process (GO): neuropeptide signaling pathway
Cellular component (GO): membrane
Molecular function (GO): urotensin II receptor activity
Source: RefSeq, a predicted model, not a curated record
AUUAGACAAGAGUCAAGAGACAUACAUAGGCUGAGAGAAAAAAACUGCAUUGAAUGAAAAGGGAACAGAAAAGAGAUCUAAAAAGCAGGAAGGAAGAAACAGAACCAGAGAAAAGAGUUUCAGUGGACACAGACACCAGAGCAGUUGCAAGGAUGUGGAACACCACGGAUCUCCUGCGAAACAAUUCCUUCUCUUGUGCUUCCCCGUCGGUGGAGGGCUACCGCUAUUUUGGUGUCCUCUUGGGAUCAGCUGUCACCAUAGUAGGAACAAUAGGGAAUAUUCUGACAGUGCUCGCCUUUGCAACAAAUACCAACCUGAGGACGCGUUUCAACGUUCUCAUUGUAAACCUGGCCCUCGCUGACCUCCUCUACUGCACUAUGCUUCAGCCAGUCAGCGUUGACUCAUACCUGCACCUGCGCUGGAGGGGCAGAUCCACCUGGUGCCAGAUGUUUGGAUUUCUCCUGUUCCUAUCCAACAGUGUUUCCAUAAUUACGUUAUGUCUCAUCGCUAUGAGUCGUUACCUGGUUGUUGCUCAUCGCAUGUCACGCUUUGCUCGUUUGCUGCUCUCUCAACGUGGCAUUGCUUUGCUCCUCAUUUCAUCCUGGACACUGGGUCUGGCCAGUUUUGGUCCCCUUUGGCCCGUCUAUGUAUUUGCACCACAGGUGUGCACCUGUAGUUUCCAUCGAACAAAGGGGCGACCUUACACCACUGUGUUGCUUUUCCUUUACUUCUUUCUCGGCCUGGGUUUCGUGGGAUUGUUCUACUUUCUGAUCUACCGUAAGGUCCGUAUUGCUUCUAAAGCAUUUCUGAAGUAUAGGCCCAGCCUUCGUUCAUCCAAACGCAAGAAGGCAGAACCCGAGGGGACUGACGACAGUGGAAUCAGUGCUGGAGCUUCAACUCAAAGCUGUGAGAUCAGCAACAACAGUGGCGUUGGACCAGAGCACCACAAGAACAAAGCCCUUGAGAACUCUGGGGAUCCUGAGGGUCACACAACCAAACAAGAGCCUAAGACAACUUCAAGUACCAUUCAGGACACCGCAAAGCCUUCACAGCUCAAAAUCCAGACCACAACUCCAGAAUCCACUAUAGGAGAGGACAGCGAAUUUAAACGCGUGACUCGAAUGUGUUUUACGGUCUUCUUGUGUUUUGUUGGCUGCUUUGCACCAUUUAUUUUAUUGAAUGUAGCGGAUAAGGCAAACCGUGCUCCACAGGUGAUUCAUAUGAUUUGUGCAAACCUUACUUGGUUAAAUAGUUGCAUUAACCCUUUGUUGUAUGCAGCCAUGAAUCGACAGUUUAACCAGGCCUACAAAGACCUGCUAUGUAAAGGUGUACAGCCACUCACAUGGAUAUGGAGAUCGCAACGAUUCAGGAUAAAAUGAAGAUUUGUACUCCACAAGUCAUUUCAAACUGAACUAGAACUGUGAAUCACUCCAAGCAAUUGCCUUUUAAACAGUAUUAGGUUCAGUCCUUGUAGUAACUGUAAUCUAAUUACUUUUAAGUCCAAAAGUAAUGACACAUUACAUGUUUUAUUAAAAUGUAAUCAGAUAAGUUACUUUCAGUUAAGAUAAGUUACUUUUCAUUUCAGGACAUCACUAGGUUACACAUUUCUCUCUCUUUUUUAAUUUUUUCUCCCCAAUUUGGAAUGCCCAGUUCCCAAUGCGCUCUAAAUCCUUGUGGUGGCAUAGUGACUCACCUCAAUCCGGGUGGCGGAGGACGAAUCUCAGUUGCCUCCAUGUCUGAGACCGUCAAUCCGCACAUCUUAUGUGGCUUGUUGAGGGUGUUACCGCAGAGACAUAGCGCGUUUGGAGGCUUCACGCUAUUCUCCGCAGCAUCCACGCACAACUCACCACACGCCCCACCGAGAGCAAGAACUUCAUUAUAGCGACCAUGAGGAGGUUAUCCCAUGUGACUCUACCCUCCCUAGCAAGCGAGCCAGUUUGGUUGCUUAGGAGACCUGGCUGGAGAGGGUUACACAUUUCUAAAAGAAUAUUAUUUUUAUAGAAUACAUUUAAAACAAGAAUAAUGUUCUAAUGUAUGUCCGUUACGAGUCCUGUAACGAGUCAUUUUAAGGAAGAAACUUGUGCAGAGUGUAUGUCUUGAGUGAAACAAUGAACAGUGAUGAAAUAUAGACAUUUUUUAUUGAAUUUGUUGAGUGGAAAAGUGUUUUAGAAAGUAACCUUAAAGUAAUUAGUAAUUUAAUUCCUUUUCCAAUGAAGUAGUCCGUAAUCAAAUUACAAUUUUAGAUAAGUAAUUAGUUAUCUUUAAUGAAAAACCAAGACUGCUGCUUGAUACAUACAGUAUAAUGCACAAUUAAGGCACCAAAACUAACAAUAACUGAAAUGACAUAUAGGUUACAGCAAAUAUCAUUUUAUAAGCAUUGGGCUCAAAAAGUCUUCGACCACUAGUAAAAAUGCUUCUUUUUACAUUUUUCUUAAUAAAAAGAAUUGCAUUGGAAGUUAAAUUAUCCAAAUAACACACAAUAAAUCUGAACUGAAAAAUCAAUCAAUGACAGCAUGCACUCCAGCUGGCAUGGAGUAUACAAGUUUGUGCAAAAGCUGACUAUCCUUGUUAUUCCAACAUGACAUGAGAAAUUUUCCAAUGACUAUCUUGUGUCCUGCAAUGGAAGCAAGGAAAUUUGACCUUUUGUACAAAGAAUUAACACAGUCAAUGUCAUAAAUGUGCUAAUUUCAUUAGCGAAUUAGUGAAAUAGCAGAACCUUAAAAAUGUGUCACUCAUUUUACAUCAUGUUUUUUUCUUCUUUGUUUUCAAUUUCUCAAAAUCAUAAGACUUUAUUUCCAGGUUUAUAUUAGAUUUAAAUCCCAGAUGUUCAAUGUGCUCUGAGAUUUUUAUGUUUUGUAUUGUCUAUGUUAUAUCCUAUUUUCUAUUUAAGGCUACUUUGCACAUUAGAAUAGGUUUUCUGGAGUACUUUUAAGUUCAGCUUUUAAAAAUGAAGGCUUCUGUAAUUAAACAUAUCAUGCCCUGUAAGCAAUUCUUUUUUAAGCUGUGGGAUUUUCCAGCUCUGUCAAAGAUCGGAAAGAAAAUGUGUCCUGUCACUUUUCACUGUGCACACACACAAACUUCCUCUCUUUAUCAGUUCCUCUUUUCUGUGAUUAUACAUUGGCAGAGGAAAUAUUGUGUGCUGUAACAUGAUUCAUAAGAUAAAGGACAUUUGUAACCUCAUUUACAAAUGAACAUGGAAGUUUAAAUUGGGCAAUAGUAAGGGUUGGGAGGGUUACUUUUGAAAUGUAUUCCACUACAGAUUACAGAAUACAUGCUGUAAAAUGUAAUUUGUAAUGUAUUCCAUUAGAUUACUCAAGGUCAGUAACGUAUUCUAAAUACUUUGGAUUACUUCUUCAGCACUGGUAGAUUUUUUUCACUUGUUUUGACUAUAAAAACUCUGCCAGUACAGUAAGACAAAAUACACAUGUUAAAAAUACAUUUUCUGAAAAACCUAAAUAUCUUAUGCAAUGUUGUUUCUAAAGCAAGAUAAAUCAAAUUGAUCUUGUUUUAAGUAUUUUUAGAUAUUUUUACAGGAAAUCAAUAAAAAAAUUGUCAUCAAGAAUAAGAUUUUUGCCCUAAUAUCAAAGGUCUUACUAGAAAAAAGAAAUUAUGAUCCAAUGUGAAUUUUCUUGAUAAAAAAAUAUGAUCGUGCCUGGUAAUAUGUGCAUGUAAAAUGGCUAGAAAUAGCAUUUUAGCUUAGUGUAAAGCUGACAAUUUACACAAGGUUUAUUUCUAUUUCUUCUGCUCCAAACUUACUUCAAACUUACUUCUCUGUCUGCUCGUAUGAAUGUAACACAUCAUAAGAAAGUGUUUCACCACUGUUAAAAUGCACUUUGGAUCACAUCAUUUAUAUGUAUAAAUGUUUUUCAUCUGAAAGGACUAAAUAUUAAAUGACACAAAUGACAAUAAAAUGCAAAGUAAUCUCUUCAGUAAUCAAAAUACUUUUUGAAUGUAACUAUAUUCUAAAUACCAAUGAUUUAAAUUAUAACUUUAGUGGAAUACAGUUACUUAUAUUUUGUAUUUUAAAUACGUAAUCCCAUUACAUGUAUUUCAUUACUCCCCAACCCUGGCAAUAGUGAAAGCAAACAGAAGUGCCACAGCUUCAUUUAUUACCUCACGUUUGAAACCACAAGACAGUUCCAUGUUAAGUACUCUCUUCUGCAUACUUUACUGUUUUUGUUUGAAGCAUCUAUCAACUGUUUAUGCUCUGCCAUCUACAAAUUAAAUAAGAAACCAUUUCUGCAUUUUGCCAGUUUUGAGGAAUAUUUUCACAAUUCUUUAGAAUCUUUAUUAAAAUAAUUAUUUUUUUUCUUUACUUAAUAUAUGCAUAUUGAUAUCAGUGUUUUGCCAGUCUAAUUAAUGUAUAAAUAUAUGUUUACAGUAUAUUUCUAAAGAAAAUCUUAAAUGAAAAGCAAUAAUUUAUUUUUUAUUUGUAAACUGCUUCGUUUAAAUACUGAAAUAAAACAAAGCCAGCAGUGUUUUUA